AUGUUGUCGAAGAAACCGUCCCUGUCGGACCUGGACGCCACGUUGGCUCACAAACGGGAGCUACACAUGCCCACAGAGCAGGAGCGUACCAUUCUCUUUGACCACGACCUGUCGCAACUCAUCCAGUUUUCCAUCCCUGCAGGAGCCAUGAGACGACAUACACAGCAACUCGAGGGCAACCGACAGACUUCCAGCUUUGCACCAGGCUCAGAACUCGCCAACGUCCAGCUCAGGUCACGACCUGGCUCAAGAUGCGCUUCCGGUACCUACGCGUCCAGCAUUUCUUCUGGCGCAACCCUAACAGAGCCCGACGAAGCAGAUCCCAACCUGGACCCGUGGGAACAACUUCCACCGGUCCACUGUGCCAUUUCCGAACGCAUCGUGGCCCACGGUCGGUUCCAGGUUUUCACUCUGCAUAACGAUAAAGUCACAUACAUCAAAUGUGGAGACGCGGUUCAGGCCAUUCUGCCCAAGCUGAGGCUGUGGAGAACCUCUCUGUCACAAUUCAUCUUCCCACAGCCCAUACCUGGACGUUACUGGCGUGUAGAACUGUUCCGGUCUACCUACAAGAUUGCCGAUGACCUGAGGAUGGCUCUUGAGCAGAGCUGCUGCUUCCUGGACCAAAUCAAAGCUCCUGAGUUGGAGGAAGGUGCCAAGGAAGAGUACAUUGAGAACUACCUCGACCAGUUGAUUCCCGAGCACGAUCUCAAGGAGAAACUCGUGUCUCUGAACCCCAAUAACUCGGGCUAUAUUCCUCCUCCCAAGGAGAAGGAUGAGGAUGAGACAAAGGUGGAAGAUGAUAAUAACACCGUGGAGGAGGUGCGUACCAAUGGUGGUGAACUGAAUAUGGACUUUCUGGCCUCCCAGAUCGAUAACUUGUCUAUCCCUACUCAUUAUGAUUCCGAAGAACACGACUUGGAAACUAUUGGUUCAGCCUCUUCUCCCUACUCCUCCCUACUCUCUCCCUCCCCGUCUCCUCCCUACUCAUCUCUUUCGCUACAAUCGUCUCCUGACCUCGACUCUGCUAACUCCACUCUUUCCGACUCGUCGUGGGACAUCUCUGGCCACUUGCAACCCUCCAAGUAUGACGAGCUGUUUGCCUCUUCUUCUUCAACUCUCGAUGACAUAAUUGAGACCUUUGGUGUGGAGGAUGCUGACCAGAAUGACGACGGUGACAUCUCUGUGGACAUUUCAGACCAUCUGGCACGAUCAGACAUCACUGCUUCAUCUCCCUCUGCACGGUUCCCAGAGAAGCCCAAACUAACAGAGCGGCUCUCUCAGGUGACACUGAAGCGAUCAGUGUCGCAAUUGCAGCUGCAGAUUUCUCCUCGAACCCCCGACCAGGAGUUCCAGCGCCAGCUCAUGAGCUCUCCCUUACCUGCCAAAAUUACUCCCCAGCGACCGCAGUCGGCAGGUGUCCUGGGAUCAUCCGAGAAGCCCCGAUCUCCUAUCGAUGCUCGAUCUGCUAUCCGAAAGUUCUACACCACAGGAGCUUCGGCUGUUGCCUUCAUUGGUCUCCGACAUCCGUUUGCUCGAUGGAACAACAUCCUUGAGACUGAGACCAUGAAGUUCAGAUCCAUGGAUGACGAUUGGCUGGAGAUCAAUAUUGACGACUCGGACGUUCCAACCCCCUAG
Messenger RNA from Yarrowia lipolytica CLIB122, 1635 nucleotides. RefSeq lists its product as uncharacterized. Gene Ontology annotation, biological process: peroxisome inheritance. Gene Ontology annotation, cellular component: extrinsic component of intraperoxisomal membrane. The record is from RefSeq and is a predicted model, not a curated record. NCBI's taxonomy places the organism in Eukaryota, Fungi, Ascomycota, Dipodascomycetes, Dipodascales.